AAGUCAUUAUACUGUGAGCACAGCUUAGAACAUAUAGAAUUUUGUCUGUUAUGCUGUGUCUGUGAUUUAAAAUAUCUAAAUUCCUUGAAAUAACCUCUAUUCUAAAAAUUGGAUGGCAGACCUUGAGAAGAAACAGUACAUCAAAGAUCCUAGAAUUCCGUGCAAGUAUGGUGUCAAAUGCUAUCAGAAAAACAUGGUUCAUCUUAGUAAAUACAAACAUCCGCCAAAAACGAAUAAAGAAACACCUGUCACACAGCCAAAAAAAAGAAUUAAGCUGGACAGAGAACCUACAGAGGAAGUGAAUGAAACUGGAAUUAAGGGAGAUAUAAAUACAUUAUUGGAAAAAAAUAAAGAGAUUCGACCAAACAUACUGAUUAAAAAUACUGGUAUUGAUACCAGUAUUGAUUCCCCAAACACAAGUUCAAAUAUUGACAGGAUAUCAACUAGAACUCCUAAAAAUAUCAAUGUUAGAGAUUUUAUUAAGCAGAAAUUUUUAGUAGAAAUGCCUGAUGACUUUUACCAGUUCUGGGAUUUUUGCAAAGGAAUAAAUGAACUGCAUCCAGAGGAGGUGUUAAAAACCUUAUCAUUAAUAUUUGUUGGUCCAUAUGACGUUCUUGCUGGAAAAUUUAAUGAUGUUAAUGAAAAAUUGAAUGAAGAUUAUUUAAUUCAUUGGAGAUAUUAUUUUGAUCCUCCAGAAUUUCAGACUGUUUUGAAAUCUGAUAUUAAAACUGGAUACCAUAUUGGAUAUUUCAGAGAUUCUCCUGAGGAACUGCCCAUAUUUUUGGCUAGUAACUGUGCAAACGAAGAUGGCACUUUUACUGUAAUGGGAGAUAAUAUUUUCGCUGCCGUCAAUUUCCAUUUGGAAAAUAUUCUCAAAACAAGUGAUCCUUUCAAGAAGCUUAAACUAACAAAAUUUCAAAGUAUGUUAAAACAAGCAGCUGAAAAAUUGAACUUGUCUCUUUCCAAAAAUACAGAAAAGAUUAAACGAAGGAACAACAAGAUUGUCACCAGAAGCUUUAAUAAACUGGGCAUCGUUGUACCCUAUAAUAGAAAGACUCAGUUGGGUUAUAGGGAGCUUUCAUUGGGCAACAUGGAACUCCAUAAACUCUUAAAUAACAUUCAAAAUGCAUUGCCCGAACAAAAAAACAAGUACUUGUCCGAUUUGCAAGGAGUAAUAACAAAUGCUAACAUAGCUACUGACGAGUGUGAUUUUGGAACAGGCAUUCAUCUAGCUUUAAGUAUUUUGGCUCAUGGGGUAGACUGUUUGGAUCGGUCUAUCAUGUUGCUGCUUGCAACUAAUUACAGAUUGCUGAAGAGAGAGGUUUUUGCUAAAAUUGCUGAGGCACAUAUGAGUAACCGGAAAAAAGGAACUGAUUUAAGUAUUCUUUAAUGACACUUUUC
This is a messenger RNA of Cylas formicarius (sweet potato weevil), 1401 nucleotides long. It is a transcript of the gene Hpf1, whose product is annotated as histone PARylation factor 1. Gene Ontology annotation, molecular function: poly-ADP-D-ribose binding; histone binding. Gene Ontology annotation, biological process: regulation of protein ADP-ribosylation; DNA damage response. The transcript has 5 exons. The record is from RefSeq and is a predicted model, not a curated record. Bases 113 to 1390 code for a protein of 425 amino acids. Lineage: Eukaryota; Metazoa; Arthropoda; Insecta; Coleoptera; Brentidae. Gene Ontology annotation, cellular component: nucleus.